AUGUCCUUCCUGAGCCCUGAAGCUCCUGUGGCAGCAUUGCCCCAGGACAGUGCAGUGCUGCUCGUUAGUGUCCAGGGCAUAGCUGUUAAUGUGGACCCAGUUUUCUGCACUUGGCUCCUUUACAAUCCUAACCGAGGGAGCAGCAGACAGCAACAAACGACUUCUGGACCAAUACCUUUGAUGAAGAGGAGAGAUGAUGAAGUCUCUGUUGGGAGUACACCUCUGGCCAAGCACACCUCGAAUCAAGCGUCAGAUUAUGCUAGUAGUCCAAUUAAAACCAAAACUGUCACAGAAUCCCGUCCUCUUUCCAUUCCAAUGAAAGUGAUGCUUGAGAGUGCAGCUGUGGAGUCCUGGAGUGCUUCAGAAGAAAAUGUGAAGGAGCUAAUUUCUCAGGCUUGGGAUGCUGUAAAGCGCCUUACUCUUCAGUUGGAGCUUCAGGCCUGCUGUGUGUUCCUGCCCAAUGACAGUUUACCUUCCCCAAGCACCAUAAUCUGUGGAGACAUUCCCGGGACUGUCCGGAGCUGGUAUCAUAACCAGGCUUCUAUGCCUGCAACCCUGGUGGUCUGUCUGCCUCACAUCACCAUCCUCAGCACCGGGCACAAGUACAUAGAACCAUUGCAAGAGCUUCCCUUCAUGGUCUCCAGGCCCAUUUUAGAAGAAGAGAAACGCAAACUGGCGAGAAGGCCCGGAAACCGCUGUCGAGUCACAGCUGUCCAGAGGUGGGGCGUCAAAUCGCCCAGACAAAAGCCUCAGCGCUCGUACGCACUGGAAGGCGAUUCUGUACAAGGAGAUGACAGUCAAUUUGCUGAUACUGUCACUCUGGAGCAAAAGACCAGUACCAUAGGAGGUACUAGUGGGAAGGUCAGCAUGUGGAUGCAGUGGAUGUUACCAAAGGUCACUGCCAAACUUUAUGCUCCUGAACCUGCUGCCAAGAAGACAGAAAUAUGUGUCAUCUGUGAACUUGAAGACUUAAGCGCCUCUGUGGAUGUUCAAGAUGUUUACACAAAAGUUAAAUGUAAAGUUGUCAGCUUCAAUAUCGACCAUUACACAUCCAGGCCAGGGCAAGGCUGGCACUGUGGCCACUAUGAAGGAGUCGUCCUGCAGUGCAAGGAGACAGCUGUGGUGAGCCUUGAGGAGGGCACUAGGAGGUCGGGCAGCUGCAGUGGAGUGGUUCUGUCUUGCACUGACAAGCUGAACAGGCGCACUCUGCUGGUUCGACCCGUCAGCAAGCAAGAAUCAUUCAGCCAUUUCUCUGGCUUUUUUCCUCCUACUGCAGCUAAAGUCUUGGAGGGUUCCCACCAGCAGCAUGGUUUCUUGGCCAUCACCUACACUCAGGCAGUUACCAAAAAUGUUCGACAUAAACUGACAACUCGACCAGAACGUCAGUCACGCAGCAGCGGCGGCAUCAGUGCUGGUCAUGGUGUGACUCCUGACCCCCUGGCUGAUGGUGCCCCCCAAUAUCUGAGAGAGAUCCUUCUCACUGCACAGCCCUUUGACAUUGUGCUCUCUUGUCCAUUGAUGGCCACAGUGGUGGGAGUUUUUCAGACUAAAGUCCCAAGACGCUACAGAGAACGUGGGAAGUCAGCUGGUCAGCCGAUGAGAAGCCACAUACUUUCCUCCCGCAGCCUGCCGCUGAUCUACAUCAACACAAGUGUGAUCCGAGUCUUUUGCCCUGGUUCACAGGACACACAGUCCCUCUCAGCUGAUCCACUCUUGAAGAAAGAAGACACCCUGGUAUUGAAGCUGGGUUCUUUAAGCAUGGCACCUCAAGCUGAUAACCCUCUGACACGCACAGUGCUACGAAAAGAUAUAUACCAACGUGCAUUAAAACUUGGCAUUCUGCGGGACCCCGGGUCAGAGGUGGAGGACCGUCAGUACCAGGUGGAUCUCACGUCCAUCAACAUCGGCACAGCGCAGUGGGAGCAGCUCAAACCGGACAAGGACGGGGUCAAAGGAGUGCUGUCUGUGGAAACUGAACGGAGCUCCCAGAACCCAGCGCUGGAGUGGAACAUGGCGAGCAGCAUUAGACGGCACCAGGAGCGACGGGCCAUCCUCACACCCAUCCUGACUGACUUCUCUGUCCGAGUGACCGCUGCUCCCGCUAUAAUCUUCAGCAGGAAUCUCUCCCCUGAUAGUGCACAAGCAGAGGAGGUGGUGGUGUGUGGCCACUCUCUGGAGGUGAACCUGACCAGCAGCCUGGACUUCUACUUGAGCAUGGCCCAGGUUCAGCUCCUUCAUCAGCUCCUGCGGGACAACAUGGUUGGCAUGGAGGUGGGCGAGAGAGGAACUGAGGUGCGUCGUCACGAGAAGAAGCUCCGCAGUCGGGAUCCCUCUGCAGGUGUGGAGGUUCCGCCCCGUCACGUCGGCACAGGACAAGACAGUGGUUUUGGCAGUGACAGUGCCUGCAUUCGUAUUGUCCAAAUCGAGCAACAGAGUGGAACCAGCCACCACUGCAUCGCCAGGCCUUCACACAAAUCCACUAUCACCAAAAAUCUUAGCUUCAUCCCCUUCGACAUCUUCCUCACUGCCAGCAGACUCUCAGUCAUGACCUAUGCCUGUUCUUGUCCCUCACCAUCAGACACUCUCAGCACACCUGAGAAAAAAGAACCUACCGAUAAGAUGGGCAAGAGCGCUCUCAAUCUACCUGAAACGCAAGCGGCCUCACCGCCGAUGUCUCUGUCACCCACUCCGGAUCCCGCUUUCGCAUCCACACAAGGGUCCCUGGCAGGGCUAACCGCAGAGGACAUACUGAAUAGCAACACAUCUCAGCCUGCUUCACCACGCUUGAGGACCAGCCUGCUCUCUCUGGAGGGUAUUCCCGCUCCCAGCCGUUCAUCUGCCCGACAGGCCCUGGGAGUGACCAUAGUGAGGCAGCCGGGGCGCAGAGGGCCCGGGGACCAGCUGUUGGAGCCCCUGUUGUACCUCCAGGUGAUGCAGCCCUCCAUCUUGCUCAGCUGCCACCACAGAAAGCAGAAGAUUGAGCUUUCUGUGUUUGAUGUUGCCUUAAGAGGAGUGGCAUCAGACUACAAGUGCCUGGAUCUGGGGAAGACAUUACCAGAAUCUCUAGAUUACAAUGUGUACUGGCUGCAAACCGUGGCUGGUGAGGUGGACAGUAAAACGGGUAUCCCACCCCCUCUGCUCUGUCUUCAGCUCAAAGACUUCCUCAAUGGACCAGCUGAACUCAACAUUGAGAUUUCUCGUCCUCUGAAGAUCAGCCCCACACUGGCAAAGUUGGAGCAGGCCAAGUCUUACCUGAGGAAGGUCUACCCCAGUCCCAGUCCCCCUGUGGACACUGCUAAAGCAUCACCCAACUCCUCCAGUCCAUACUCUUCACCCUCCAAGACACGAACCAGUACCCCCCAAACAGACACACGUCGUCAGGCAUCAGUGGGCACCUUUGGGGCUCUGGGAGUAACGUUUCACAAGGUUUCCGUCCACACUGCUCAAAUUGUUGUAGUGAUGGAGGCAGAGACCCAACCAAAGAAGCCCAGUGCGACCUUCUCUGUGGCUGCAAUGAAGGGAAGCCUCAACAUCAAAUCUGGACCAAGGCUGGAAGACCAAGUCCAGGCUGCGUCUGUGCUUUUGGAGGUGCAGGACUUGCUGGUGAAGACAGGCCUUCGGGAGCGUGUCCAUGUGCUGCUGGGACCCUUCUCCUGCCGGACGUCCUUGGAGGCGCGGUGGUGUCGUCACAGCGGCAGCCCUGGACACGAGCCUGGAGUUCCCAAACUGCUGCUGGACCUGAGGGGAGGCCUGCUGCAGAUAUUUUGGGGCCAGGAGCAUCUGACUUGCCUGAAGCUGCUGGAGGAGCACCUGCGGUCCUACCUUCAGCUAGACAAAGAGGGGACCACAGAGCCUUGUUUGGGGAAUGCCUGUCACACUCAGCCCCCAGCCUCCCCUGGAUCCCCCUCUCCUCGCACUGAACACAGCUCUGACGAUCUGCGCACCGGACACUUCCAGUACAUCCAGGACUCAGCCUUUCAGCGGCAGCCUGGACCCCAUGAGGUUGUGUUUUAUAGUGAAACUGAAGACUGUCCUGGAGUAAUGAUGUGGAGGUACCCCGAGCCCCGUGUCCUAACCUUUGUGCGGAUUACCCCCGUCCCAUUCAACACCACUGAAGACCCAGAGAUCAGCACCGCAGACUUGGGGGACAUCCUGAAGUUGCCAUGCAGCUUGGAGUACUGGGAUGAGUUGCAGCAGACCUUUGUGCCUUAUCGGGAGUUCAGCCUAUCGGAGAGCAGUCCCUGCCAGGUGCAACUGCCCAGCCUGAGCCUGACGGAGCAGCAGAAGGAGUUGGUCGCCUCAGACCUUUGGCGGAUUGUUGUCAACAACACAGAACAGGGAGGAGAUGAGCAGAGUUUGGACAGCGAUUGUGGGUCGGUGUUGCACUGUGAUCAGCUGGUCUCCCCCAUUGCCCUGGCUGCCUGCACUCGUGUGGACUCCUGCUUUGCUCCUUGGUUUGUCCCAUCUCUCGGAGUGUCUCUGCAACUCUCUCAAAUGGAAGUGCACCUCUGCCAUCACCUAGAACAACUGGGCACAGUUUCCCCACGUAGACUCCGCCCCUUCGUACCAGAUAAGAAGUUGCCUCUGGAGCAGGAAUUCAUGGUGACCAGUGCACGCAAGCCUCAGGUUCUUUUGCGUCAGUGGAACAAUGGUCCACGCAACUGUCAAGAGUUCAACUUUUCCACUCAAGUAGAAUGCAAACUGUUGGAGUACCGCAAUCUAACACUUCUUCAGAUACUUCAGCCUUGUGUGCUGCAGGGUCAAGCCACUGCCAUGUGCUGUCCCCAAGCGACCAUGUUGGAUGCAAAUGUGUUCGUGGACCCAGUCUUUAUCAGGGUCAGCCAAUAUGCCAUUCACACGCUGGAUGCCGCUUGGAAAAGUUGGCAACAGAAUGGUGACCCUCAAUGCGAGGAGCUUGUCUACAGCCACUAUGUUAUCUGUAACGAUACCCACGAGAUGCUGCGCUUUGGUCAGGUGGACACGGACGAGAACGUGCUACUGGGAAGCCUCCACAGCCACCAGUACAGCUGGAGGUCUCACAAGUCGCCACAGCUGCUUCACAUCUGUAUCGAGGGCUGGGGAAACUGGCGCUGGUCCGAGGCCUUCAGCAUUGACAACGUGGGCACUUUGCUGAGGACUAUCCAGUACAAAGGCCGCACCGCUUCACUCAUCAUUAAGAUCCAGCAGCUCACCGGGGUGCAGAGACAGGUAAUCAUCUGCGGCAGACAGGUGAUGUGCAGUUAUCUGAGUCAGGACAUUGAGCUGAGAGUGGUGCAGCAUUACGUGGGCUCCGACAGUCAGACAGUGGUGAAGGAGCACUGUGACUGUCUGGAGGCCGGGGGGAAGCUGCCCUCGUAUGUGCUGGAGGAUGCAGAGAUGACUGAGCUGUGUCUUCGAGCCAAAGGGGACGAGGACUGGUCCCAAGACGUGCAGCUUGAGAGGAGGGACAAGACCACCUCCAGCUCGGUGGUUCAGGUGCCUUGUUCCAGUGGCUCCUUACUAUACAUCUGGUGCACCCUGGUCACCCUUGAACCUGAUACACACACGCAGCAGAGAGUGGUGGUGUUCAGUCCGCUGUUUGUGAUGCGGAGCCACCUGCCUGACCCGGUGAUCGUCCAUGUGGAGAAGAGGAGUCUGGGGCUGCGGGAGAGUCAGCUGAUCCUGGGGCAGGGUCACCAAGAGCCACUGCUGAACACGGAGGCUGACCAGACACACCACCUUACUUUCCAAGCCAGGGAAGAUGAAGACGCAUCAAAUUGUGCUGUGCCGAUCUCCACAAGCCUGAUCAAACAGAUAAUGAACAAAACGCAAAGUCAGGCCAACGUUGAUCUCAUCCUAAAUGAUUUCUAUGGAGCAAAGGCAUCCUCUGAGCUGCAAUGGCCCUACAUCUCCAAAGACAGUGACAGGGCUGUGUCAGAGUCCCUCACUCAGUGGGACAGUCCCAUGCAGGUGAAGCUGUCCUGCUGGAAGCCUUGUCUGAACACUUUGCUUGUAGAGCUGCUGCCAUGGGCUCUGCUGGCAAACCACUCCCAAUGGGACCUGUGGCUAUUUGAGGGGGAGACGAUCAUACUGCAGAUACCAGCGGGGAAGGUCAUAGUGCCUCCAAACCUUAAGGAGGCCUUUCAGAUUGGCAUCUAUUGGGCCAACACAAACACUGUCCACAAAUCCACUGCCCUCAAACUGGUGCACGAUGUGACGUCUCCGCGGUGGAAAGAGGGUCUGAGCUCAGAGGUGGUCACACUGGACGAGGAGGGCUUUGUGGGGGCAGACAUCACAAUUGGAGCGUUCUCCGGAAAGCAAAAGCUCUGCCAGUUGUGUGUGUCUUCAGUUGUAAGACACGGCAUCCAAAUCCUUCACAUCGAGGACAGGACGGUUUUGGUCAACAACACUUCUUACUCCAUACAAUACAGACCUCUGCUGACAAAGCACUCCUUGGGAAGCAAGGACCAGGCUUGUCCGAUACCAGAGAGUGCGGUGCUCACGCUGCCUCCCCGCAAGCAGGCGUCCCAUGGCCGGCCGUGUUCGGUGCCCUACUGGGACCUCCUUCACACCGGUGCUCAGGGCAGUGUGGAAUUCCCUCUGCCGCUCAAAAACAUUCUCUUCAGCCUCCUCCCACAGCCGGCCUCGUCACAGUGGAGUCUGCCUGCCCCUGUGCGCCCAGACCUGCCCCGCCUGAGUGUGUCCGUGCCCGGGGAAGCUGACUCUUGGGGUGGGCCGAGCAGCAGAGCUUUGGUGAUGACGUAUCAGGAGCACCUCGGGGUGACAUAUAUUACACUAAACGAAGAUCCCUGCCCACGCAUGGUCAUCCACAACAAAUGUCCCAUUCCAAUGCUACUAAAGGAAUUAUGUAAAGAGACUCCUAGGGCUGAGCUCUACUGUGUUCCUCUGCCUGCCAACACUUCCCUGCACCAUGAGCUGUACCACCACUUCUCCAGUUUCCCUGAGUGCAGACAGAAAGAUGCACUGCCCACUUUACAGCUGAAGACCACCUCAGACCACUGCACACCAGACUGGACUGAUCCCAUAGACAUCAACAGCCCAGGCACUCAGGUGGUGUUCCUGGCGGGCUUUGGCUGCCUCUACAUAGACGUGUCUUAUGAGAAGGGAACCCUGGUCUUGUCUUUGGCACCAGAGGGCAGCAUGGACCCUGUAAUCUCCCCGCACACCAGGAGUUUAAAACUGUCCUUCAGAGUGCUUCUGAGUGAAGCCAGUGUGCUGCUGAAUGAUGACAUCACAAGCCCGUCUGGUUCUGUGGAGCUGCUCAGACUGACUCUCACCAAACUGCUCCUGAGCCUGUCGCCUGCUCCUGUCCCGUCACUGUCAGGCCUCUACGACGACCGUAAUGCAGAAGCUCUCCCUCCCUCAGCCUUACUGUCUAAUGGCUCCAGGGUCCAAGUCUACUGCUCCAGUCUGCAAGUGGACAACCAGCUAUACAACAGAGCAAGCUUCCACUUCCCUGUGCUGCUGUGUCAUGACCAGCGGGUGGUAGUGGAGAGGGGUCUGUGGAGCAGUGACACUGACCCCUUCGACACUCCGGAGGCACUGGAAGAAUUCAAACAGUCCUGUUUCAUGACUCUCCAGCUCAACCUGGCUCCAGACGUAUGCACUAUAGAAGAGGUCAUUUUCCAUCUGCAGCCGGCCCGAGUCUACCUUGAAGACACCUUUGUUUACUACAUCAAGACUUUGUUCCACACGUACAUCCCCGCAGCAGCAGCGCAGAGCAGCACGGAGCGGCCUGGACCUGCGCCCGGAGCCCCAGAACAGGUUCUCCAGUCUGUACAGGCCCUGGUCCACCCGGUGCGGGCACAGAGACUGACCAUUCACCCGGUGAAUGUCUUGGUCAGUAUCCACGCGUCACUAAAGCUCUACAUCGCCUCAGACCACACGCCUCUGUCCUUCUCCUUGUUUGAGCGGGGGCCGGUCUUCACCACCGCCCGACAGCUGGUGCACGCUCUGGCCAUGCACUACGCAGCAGGAGCACUCUUCAGAGCAGGUUGGGUUGUGGGCUCCCUGGAGAUCCUGGGCAGUCCUGCCAGUCUGGUGCGGAGCAUCGGGAACGGUGUGUCAGACUUCUUCCGGCUACCAUACGAAGGCCUGACUCGAGGCCCGGGAGCUUUUGUCAGUGGAGUGUCCAGGGGCACCACCUCCUUCGUUAAGCACAUCUCUAAAGGCACACUGGCCUCCAUCACCAACCUGGCAACCUCCUUGGCCCGGAACAUGGACCGCCUGUCCCUGGAUGAGGAGCACUACACACGGCAGGAGGAGUGGAGGAGGCAGCUGCCCGAGAGCCUGGGAGACGGGCUCCGACAGGGCCUGUCCCGUUUGGGAAUCAGUCUGUUAGGAGCCAUUGCCGGCAUCGUGGACCAGCCCAUGCAGAACUUCCAGAGAAACUGGGAACUGCAGAGCUCGACCGGGAGCACGGCCAAAGGGGUCAUCUCCGGAGUGGGAAAAGGCAUUGUGGGAGUUUUCACCAAACCCAUUGGAGGAGCAGCAGAGCUGGUGUCUCAGACUGGAUACGGCAUCCUUCACGGCGCGGGACUGUGGGAGCUCCCGAAGCAGCUGUAUCUGCCCCUGGAUGAGAGGUCUGCCCAGGCCCCCAACAGCCAGCUCAAAUACGUCUGGAAAAUGCUGCAGUCGCUGGGUCGCCCGGAGGUGCACAUGGCUCUGGAGGUGGUCAUUGUGAGCGGCUCAGGACAGGAGCACGCGGGAUGCCUGCUCCUCACCUCAGACGUCCUGUUUGUGGUCAGUCUGAGCGAGGACACGCAGCAGCAGGCCUUCCCCAUCACAGAGGUGGAGUGUGAGCAGGACCCGCGACAAAAGACUGAACUGAGCCUCACGCUUCAGCAGCAGAGAGUGAGCAACGACCAGGAGGGCGAAGGUGUCCGGGAGCGUCUGUCGGAGCAGCAGUACCAGCGGUUGUUGGACUUUGUGUCGCGCUCGUGUCAGUUCCUGACGCCCUCCUCCUCCUCGCUGCAGCCCGCCGUGACCCUCGCCAACCCUCCGCCCUCCGUCACCAAGUCCUACCGCUACCUGGUGGACCCUGCCUUCGCCAAAGUGUUUGUUAGUAAGUUCCACAUGGUCAAGAAUAAAGCCUUAAAAAUUGGAUUUCACUAA
Messenger RNA from Knipowitschia caucasica, 9114 nucleotides. The record is from the annotation of a GenBank genome assembly. NCBI's taxonomy places the organism in Eukaryota, Metazoa, Chordata, Actinopteri, Gobiiformes, Gobiidae.